CUUAAAGCUUUCAUUGAGAAUGAUUACAUUGUAGCUGUACCUGUGCAGGAAAGAAGGACUCCAAAACUUAACCCAAAAGAAUUUGCAUACCGAUUUGCGGAGGAGAAAUGAGUAUUUCACCUUUACCUGUGCAUAUGAGCUGCUUUGGCGUCAGCUCAGAUGCUGUGGCUAUGGCUCGAGGUUAUUCGAAGUCCAAUUACGGCGAGCGCCUCGCAUCCGUCAAGGCAGCAUUGGCGUCGGCCCCGGCGUCAUCUCCAGGAUCAGGGAUUGCUUCUGCUGCAGCGGCACCAGGUGUCAGUGCUGGGCCUGCGAAGCAUGUCUCAUCAUCCCACCAGACACCACAAGUCAAACUACAGCCCUUGGGGCCCGGUCAGGCACAACAGUUUUUAGCCCACAGCAACGCCAACCCCAGCAGCGGGGGAGGUGCGGUCCCCAGCUCCGCGCCUCCAACCCUGCUCGCCUACCGCUCCCAUACUAAGCACUACCACACCAUCACCCCACAACUCCAAUCCCUGGACUUUAUCAGCAUUGCGGUGAACAGCGUCGGCGGUGGCGGCGUGCCUAGACCGUACGGCAAGUUCCAAGCUUGUCGUUCUGGUGACGGUAACGCGCUGUGGCAACGCCUACCUCCGGAACCCGGUACCUGGCAGUCUAAGGCGCUGCCCAUCGCCGUAACGCUUCUCAGUGAUGGGCCUCCUGGCGCCGGAACCAUGAAUGACGCUGCGCAGCCGUCAUCGCCGCAACGACUGCCUAGCAGUAGCGGCGGCGGUGGUGCCAGCUCACCGCGGGGCGUGCAAACAGCGCCGCUACAGCAGCAGCCGCAGCAAUCACAGCAACAGCGGAGAGCGGGUUCCAGCCCAAGCCCGCCUCGAUCGCCAUCACGCAGCCCUUCUCCGACCAACUUUGCGUUUCCGGGCGGUGCGGUACUGGUUAGCGACGUAGGACUGGCAAGCCGUACGGCAGUACCGCCAUUGCCGUACUACCAGACCCAGUCGUACCCCAUUCCAGCUCAACCGCCAACCGCCGCUGCUCAGAGCUUGCUACAGCAACCCCCGUCCCCCCACUCGCCGCACUCUCCACAUUCCCCGCAUGCUCCGCUUUCUCCACAUCAGCUAACGUUGCAACAACAGCAGCAACUCCAACAGCUCCAACAGCUACAGCAACUACACUCACAAGUCGUGCAACAGCAACAACAACAACAGCAGCAGCACCCUUAUGCAGCGGACCCAAUGUUUCUAACCCAACAAUACCAGCCGCCCUCCCACCUUCAGUCACUACAUCCCGGAGCCAGUACGGUAAACCCCCGUCGAGGCAACCUCCAGGGAAGCCAGGGCGCCCAAACCACCGCAUCAACCGGCAGCAAACCCGCGCUACUAGCCAACGGCGGCGGCGGCCUAACGCCGGGGCUGACGUCAACCUUUGGGGGCCCUCCUCGUACGGCAAUGCAUGAAGAGUCGUACUACAGACGACCCGGCAGUUCGGCGCACCGUUCGUUGGUACCGUUGGGGCCGCCGGAAGCGAAUGCGGGGCAUGGAUCUUGGUUUGCUCUGCCGGCAGCUACGUUUCUGUCCGAAGUGCCGCCGGUUCCGGAGCAUCUCCGCAUGGAUAACGGCUACAGUGUCAGCCGGGACUUCCUCAUAUCCGGCAUGCACCAGCCCCGGCAGCUGCCGCCUCCCUCCCCACCCCCCUCGCAUCCCGCCACUCCCCAGCGCAACAGCCAGCAGCCGCAGCCGCAGCUCUCCUCGGGCUUCCACCAUCCUCACCCACAACCUCGUCCACAGGACCAGCAAGGUCUCUGGGAGGCGUUGGAGAAGGGCGGACAAGCGGUCAUGCAGCACCACAAUCACCAGCAGCAGCAACGACUGCAGCAGCAACAGCAGGUCCUACCACAACAGCAGCAGCAGCAGCACCCGGGCUAUGGCAGCAUCGGGCCGGCGGUGCCCGCAGCAGCAGGAGCAGCAGCAGCAGGAGAGACAGGAAGGGUGUCGCCGGUUGCUGGCGGCUUGCGAGGCGUGUACGUGCCGUUUGGAAAGCGUGUGGACGGGUCGCAACAGCAGCAGCAGCAGCAGCUGGGCGGUGGGCUGGAGGAGGAGCAGGCGAUGACGGUGCAGAGGAGGUCAGGGGUGCCGCUGCUGGAAGGGGGGUCGCUGCGGGGAUCGUUGUCCUUCCCGCCUGAACGGAGUUUGCCGCGCCGUAAUGCGCCUACGGGGCGGUGAUGAGAAGGGAGGGGUCAUCCGAGGGGAUGAGGUGGUCUGCACAUGGCUGUGGGUUAAAGGAGGGGCCGGCGGAGUCAAAGGGCGUUGUGUUGUGUUGGGAUCGUCAGGACGAGAGGCAUAUCCCGCAUGAAGAUAGAGCUAUUGACGUGAUUGCUGCAUUGCAUACUUUGGGUGGGAGAGUGUUUUUUAUUGCCAAAGGCUAUUUGAAUCGCAUGGCUGGUUGUGCCAUUGCGUGCAUGAAUGAAGAAAGUAGAAAUCGUGGUGGGGGCAUCUGGGAAGAGAUACCGGUACAUGGCGAGUUAGCAAGCAAUACAAGCGUAGUGGAUGCCAUCAGGAAGGGUUCGCUUACUGCGCAACUUGCGGUCGGGUUUUUUCGGCGUUGGGAGCGUAUGGAUGGGAGCAAGCGCUGCGAGGUGCGCUCCCCUCCGCUAGCUGUUUCGUUUGUGAGACAGCAGGUACAUCACCAGGCACGCGGUAGGAUGGGAGAUUGGCGCGCUUUUGCGCGGAGUAUACGUGUUUAGGAGGUGUGAAAGGGAUGACAAUCUUUCCUAUCGUGGGUUGUGGCUGUGUAGUUCGCCUUCUAAGAGUUAGGGCAUGCUUGGAAGUUUCAUGCGUACUGCCAUGAUGCCAUGUUGUAGGCUGGCGUCUCUGUUGGUGCAGUGCGUGUUUGGGAUCGCAUGAGAAGUUUUGACGUCGAGCCAAGUUACCAGUUCAGCUACCUUUGCUUACAUGUUUAGGCAUACAUACAACGAAGGUUCAAUGAAUCCGACCAACCCAUAUACGCAUCACAACUUCACA
Messenger RNA from Astrephomene gubernaculifera, 3014 nucleotides. The record is from the annotation of a GenBank genome assembly. Lineage: Eukaryota; Viridiplantae; Chlorophyta; Chlorophyceae; Chlamydomonadales; Astrephomenaceae.